Molecule: messenger RNA, 1164 nt
Organism: Aspergillus calidoustus
Lineage: Eukaryota; Fungi; Ascomycota; Eurotiomycetes; Eurotiales; Aspergillaceae
Source: the annotation of a GenBank genome assembly
AUGGCCUCGGCCUACAGUGAGACGGGAACUGCGGUCGCGUGUAUUUUCUUCCUGGUGACAGUCUGGGUCUCGUCAGCCCUGCGCGUGUAUGUGCGCGUGAGCUAUGGCAAAGGGCCCUUCCUUGAUGAUCUCCUCGCAGUCCUCGCAGCAAUCCUUUUCACCGUCUACACCAUCAUCUUCAUCUACUACCAGAUCAACAACAUCACCCCCUUUGAUGUCUCCGCAAAGCCCACCGGCGGCCAAUCACAGACUCCUCUACCCCCGUCCCAUGAGCGAGAAGUUACCCACCGCAACCUCUUCAUCUGCGACCUCCUCUACACCUUUGGCACAUACACCAUCAAGCUCUCCUUCACCGUAAUGCUCCUGCGUCUCGUGCAGACGCGCCGCCAAUUCUGGGUCCUCGCCGUCACCAUCAUCUCCGGCGCCAUACUCACCGUCGCGUCGAUCAUCCACGAUCUGCUCUUUUGUCGGCCGAUCGAGUACCAGUGGACGCGGUUCGGCCAUCCAGAUGCCAAGGGACACUGCGAUGCGUUUUGGACCCGGGCGGUCAUUACCCUCAUCCACGGGGCGUGGGUCAUGCUUGCGGAUAUUACCUUGGGAAUUAUUGUCCCGCUCAUGCUUCUGUGGAACAUACGCAUGCAUCCGCGGACGAAGCUUUCGAUCAGGCUUUUGCUAGGACUGGGUUCGUUAGCAAGUAUCGCAACCAUCAUCCGCCUGGCCUACCUAGGCCUCGCCACAGACCCAACGGUAACCUGGGCCAUCGUCCCCAUGGCCUUCUGGUCGAUCAUCGAGCAAGGCGUGAGCAUCACAUGCAUCGCGAUCGCGACGCUGAAACCGCUCUUCGUGCGGAUCGGGGUCGUCGAUCCGCGUGAUCAGUCUCCCGUCCGCUUACCGACGAGCGAUGUCUUUGGGCAGGGGGAUGUGGAGAAUAUGGCAAUGCAGGACUCGAUGAAUUCGGGGUCGCAUGGGGCGCAGAGUGGGGUGAGUGCCGGUGGGAGUCUGGGGUCUGGGGAGUGGGGUGCAGGUGGGAAUGGGAAUGGGACGGCGACGCUUUUGGCGAGCAAGAGGGGGUGGAGGGAGAAGGUGAUGGUUAAGGUGAGGAGUAUGAGUGGUGGGGGACAGGGGAACGGCAAUGUGAAUGGGAAUCGGAAUUGGAAUCCAUGA